AAACAUGAAGCAACAACCGUUGAAAGGUUGGCAAAUUAUAUGGUGGUUGUUUAAAUUACUUGGGUUUCCUAUAACAAUUCCCUGGAUGAUAUACCAUUUUUAUGAUCUUAUGCAACAAAAACGGAGAAAGGCUACGCUUCGUGGGAAGGUUGUAAUGAUAACAGGUGCCAGUUCAGGAUUAGGAGAAACAUUAGCUCAUGCUUUUUAUGAUUGUGGUUGCAAAGUUAUUUUAGUUUCAAGAAGAAAGGAAGAAUUAGAAAGAGUGAAAAGUUCUUUGAUAGAUACUCAUCAUGUAUGGUUGGAUUUACCACUAAAACAUUAUGUUACAAUAAUGAAAUAACACCGAUUCAAUAUUUACAAUACAUAUUUUAGACAAUUGGAUAUUCUGAUUAACAAUGCUGGCAUUUCUUAUAGAGGAGAAGUUGUUACUACUAAUGUAGAUGUAGAUAUAAAAGUAAUGCUUACAAAUUAUUUUGCUCAGAUUGCAUUGGCUAAAGCUGUACUUCCAUUUAUGAUACAACAACAGUACGGUCAUAUAGUAUGUAUAAGUAGUGUACAAGGGAAGAUUUCUAUUCCAAAUAGAUCUGCAUAUGCUGCCUCUAAACAUGCAUUGCAAGCAUGGUGUGAUAGUUGUAGAGCAGAAUUGGCUGAUCAGAAUAUAAAAGUUACUGUCAUCAGCCCUGGUUAUGUACAAACUGCUCUAUCUCUGAAUGCAUUAACAGGAACUGGCCAGAUUUAUGGAGUAAUGGAUAAAACGACACAAGAAGGAUACUCUCCAGAGUAUGUUGCACAUCGCAUUCUAGAAGCAAUAUUAAAAGAUGAGAAGGACGUGGUAAUAGCUACACUUACUCCAAAACUUGCAAUAUAUUUACGAACUUUAUGUCCUACGCUUUAUUUUUGGAUUAUGCAUAAGCGGGCGAAAAAGUCCGAGAAAGAAGCAUAA
Messenger RNA from Dufourea novaeangliae, 943 nucleotides. Its product is annotated as dehydrogenase/reductase SDR family protein 7-like. NCBI's taxonomy places the organism in Eukaryota, Metazoa, Arthropoda, Insecta, Hymenoptera, Halictidae. The record is from RefSeq and is a predicted model, not a curated record. Gene Ontology annotation, cellular component: membrane.